AGCAGGCUUCUUUCUCCCGUCAACAGAUUUUGCCGUUUCCUCCAAAGCUUUGCACUAUGCUCAACGCCUCCCUGCGUGCCGUCCGACCAGUUGCCCUUCGCGUUACGCGGUCUGCGCAACUCAGCGCCGUCCGCGCUCUCUCCACUACCUCCGCUGUGCGGUCGGACCACCCCCCUCCUCCAGCUAUCUUUGGCCCAGGUGCGAAGCCGGGUGAGCUCGCUACAGACGAGCAACAAGCUACCGGCCUUGAACGUCUCCAGCUCUUGGCUGAAAUGCAGGGUGUGGAUGCUUUCGACAAGGCACCCCUCGACUCGAGCCGCGUAGGUACAUUGGAAGAUCCCAUCAAGGUCUUCUCCCUGGAUACCGAGCGCCUCGUCGGCUGCACCGGCUCUCCGGCUGACUCUCACGAUAUUCAUUGGUUCCAGCUCCGCAAGGACAAGAACCGUCGUUGCCCCGAAUGUGGUUCUGUGUACGCCCUCGACCACCAAGGUCACUCGGACGUACACCACCAUUAA
Molecule: messenger RNA, 515 nt
Organism: Pisolithus orientalis
Lineage: Eukaryota; Fungi; Basidiomycota; Agaricomycetes; Boletales; Pisolithaceae
Product: cytochrome c oxidase polypeptide IV
Exons: 3
Coding region: 57-515 (152 amino acids)
Biological process (GO): mitochondrial electron transport, cytochrome c to oxygen
Cellular component (GO): mitochondrial envelope
Source: RefSeq, a predicted model, not a curated record